Molecule: messenger RNA, 961 nt
Organism: Drosophila sulfurigaster albostrigata
Lineage: Eukaryota; Metazoa; Arthropoda; Insecta; Diptera; Drosophilidae
Product: LITAF domain-containing protein
Exons: 2
Coding region: 1-399 (132 amino acids)
Molecular function (GO): zinc ion binding
Source: RefSeq, a predicted model, not a curated record
AUGGACAAGUCUUCGGGCAGUGCGCCACCAUUCACAUACGUUCCACCGCCAUCGGCACCACCAUCUUAUAAUGAGGCUGUUGGAGGAGUAAAGCCGGUGGGAUGGACCCACGUUAUCACGCCAACUGCCGCCCCGACAACCGCAAACACAAAUAUAUUGACGACCGUGGUUCCCAUUGGCCGCUCACCGACACACAUGAUAUGCCCUUCAUGCCAUGCGGAGAUUGAAACAUCGACACGCUCGGAACCGGGCAUGAUUGCCUAUAUAUCUGGUUUUGUAAUCGCAUUGCUUGGUUGCUGGAUGGGUUGCUGCUUUAUACCUUGUUGCAUUGACGAUUGCAUGGACGUGCAUCACACUUGCCCCAACUGCCGGGCGUAUUUGGGACGUUAUCGCCGAUAAAUAAUUACACUGCUUCGCUUCGCACUUCUGCCACGUGCAUCGGAACGCCACGCACACACUGUGAGAAAGAUAUUUACACACUUACAAAUGCGAACGGAGAAUGAUGAAUGGGAAUAAAGAGUAGAAUUAAAUUUAAGUGGUUGUUUUACCCUUUUUUUAUUUAAUUUUGUAGUAAUUUCUCUUGAGCUCCAGAUACCCAAAAAAACGAAAAGGGAAUUCAAGCGCUUCCCUCUAAUCUUUCGCUAAUCUUUUGCUUAUAUGUAUGCUCAAGCUCUGUGCACGUUACUGGUAACACAAUUAUAAUUUUUUUGGUUUACCAUUAAUAAGUUCUUUAAAUUGUCAGAGAUAUGUGUUAAGUACUUAUCAAUAUGUUCAUAUUUAAAAAUGUUUGAAACGUGCCGCUAAUUUAUGGGCAAUGUAUAGUAAAUAAAUGCACAAUAUUCCGUACCAAAAAGAAAUAAUUGGCAGCUGAACUUAACAAUUAAUUUCACUUAAAAUGUAAAUAAUUAUCCAACAGGUCCGACGUAUUAAAUUCAGAUUAAUAUUGUAAAUCCCGAAAAAA